GAAAUUUAUUUUUCUGUUUGAUUAGGUGUCUACAGUCCAUCAGUGGGACAGGGGAUUGUAUGUAUAUUGCUUGAUUGUUCUACCCCUGUUCCCACUCUCCCUACACCCCUGUAAUCUGUGAACACCGGCACCUCUCAAGUACCGCAUCAGUUCAGACUGAUGUCGAUGGAACAGGACACCGGGGCACUGCCACGGCGCAGUGCCAGGAUCGCAGUUCGUGCCCGCCCUGCGGUACCUCCAAGACCCAAGAGAUUCAGUAGACGGACGACUCCAGUGGCAUCAAGUACGACAUUGACAGUACAAGACACCACCGGAGAUCUUCCCGCAUGCCCGGUCCGAGAGGACAGCGAGCCUUUGGCUGACUAUCGUGGGCGGCUACAGGCAUUUACAGAUGCCGUAGCCGCCGCCGAGGCUCAGCAGGCUGCGGCAGAGGCAGAACGUCAGCGGCUGGCCAAUGAGGCGGCAGCCGAAGCUCAGCGGACAGCUGAGACUGACGAAGCGGCACGAAACAGACGGAAUGCCGCCAGCACGGAGUCCCUGWUUGCUAGUGAGCAUCAGUGGACAACAAUACUCCAAGGCAUGAUCUUUGUGCCUACGGAAACGCAGGCGGAGCCGACACAGGCGGAGGCAGAGAGAAGUAACCUGGCUACCGUGAUGUUGAACGUAAUGAGGGGAGUAAUGUGGAACAACAAACUACUGCAGGCACAYCUGCACGCGGAACGACAGCAAAGACAGCAGUACCAGCAAGACCUGGCCGCURUAACGGCCGGCGUCCGCGACGCAGCAAUGCAGCAGCAGCAACAGCAACAGCUGAUGAACUCUACCAUCGCACGCAUCAACAACAUUGAGGCCAAGGCCUCAGCAGCGCCAGGCUGCACGACGGACGCGACGAAGCAAAUCAACGAACGCAUCGAUCACGUCGUCACCAUCAUCGGCGACAUAGGUGUUUUCAACGAACCGGACACGAUCAGCAGCACGGUGGCCGCCAUCAAGACAGUCAUCACCAAGCUACAGACGAGACCGGACGCCGCUACAAAGACGUUCAAGAUGCCGCACUUCGACAUCUGCAAGUUCGACGACUACAACAAGCCGGACGCUUUGACAUGGUGGCAACGUUUCCUCACGGAAGCGUCAUGCCGCACUGUCCCGGCGAACGACAUGUUGAAGGCACUCUAUUUGCAACUGAUUGGAGUAGCGCAGGCAUGGAUGAACCACCUGGCGGCCACCCACAAGUGCACCAUCGCCGAACUCCACACGCACAUCACGUGGAAGGAGUUCGAGCAGCUAUGGUUCACCCGGUUCAUGGUCCGCAACGUCGUGAAGGCGGCCAUGAAUGAGGUGUACACAUGCUCUCAGGGKAACAUGCCAACUCGAGACUGGACAACGAAGUGGCAAAAGAUAGUGACCACACCAGGCUUCGACUUGACGUUUCCAAAUCAACGAUCCGAGUUUUUCUCGCGAUCAUGCGCGGGAUUGCGGUCGGCACUCGAUUAUGAGUACGACUAUACCACAUUCCAGGCCAUUCUGGAUCGAGCGAACUUGGUCAUCCAAACGGACGACAAGGCCGCUAACGAGAGACAAUCCCAACCGCAUUAUGUGGCUAAGCAGACCUAUCAACGUCCGGCACAUAACAAUGCCGUGAUUUCUGAGGAAACUGACGACCACCACGCUGCAGCAGCAUCCUCGGGUGAUGGAGGAAUUGUCGCAGCGCUCCCGCCGAAGCGUCCCAAGAGAGUUCGUAAGAACAAGGCGACACAAGAGACGGCAGCGACGGGAGCUGGGCAGCAGCCAUGGACGGCAUAUAAGAUCACCAAGGAGGUCUAUGACCUUCGUCAAAAUCCAGCGACUGGUGCUACACCACAGUCGCCACCUGUCUCGCCAGCGGGACAGCAAUUUCUUUGGUAUCCCAAGACCCCCUUGAAACCACCUCCAACCUUAUCAGGAGACAAGAAGGACGAGGCUCUCGACACGUGGUUGAGAAUGGUGCCAGUGUGGGUGAGGGCAAAGAGGACAUUGGUAGAGGAGGAAGUGAUUACUGCUGCAUCCUACUUAGAGGGUUCAUCAGCUCGUUGGCUAAAUGGAUUGGUAGCUUCAAAGGGGUUCGGCAGGAACAUGGGUGAUUGGGCGCAGACCCACACCCUAGAAAGCUUUAUGGACUUAGUGGAAGCACGGUGGCACAAUCCUCAACAGGCACAGAUUGCCAUUGAUGGAUUAUUAAAGCUUGAUGCUAGAAAGUACAAGUCAGUGCGAGAGCUUACCACAACCGUAGAGCGCCUGAUCGUUGUCUCAGGAGUGGAGUACAAUCCACACGCCUUGUUGACCACGUUCUUGAUAUGUCUUCCCAGAGACAUCAAGAACUUAUUGGCCAGUGAGGCUCGUAGAGAGUAUUGGAGAAAGAAGACGACUCCACAAGAAUGGAAGAAGAAGGAGUUAGACCGCGAGGAGAGUGUUGAGGGUAGCAACCUCGCCGCAGUAGUUAAGACUAAGGCAGCAGGUCGCGGACGUGACUCGAUCUAUGGUGCGCCGAUUUAUGAGUUUGGCCUAUCUGAGGACGUGACUCGAUCUAUGGAGGAAGCCUACAAGGAAGAUCCCAUCACGAUGGACAUCAUCAACAAACUUCAGGCUAAAGACAAGGCCACCAUUGAUGAGUUCGUGAUGAUGGAUGGGUUGCUCUUUCUUGAGAAGGCAGGGUUUAAGAGAAUAGUUGUUCCAUCUAGGGAAGAUUUGCGUAGUUUGUUCUUAGGAGAAUGCGACGACUCAAUAGGACAUUUCGACUAUAAGAAGACUAGUGCUAACUUAGUGCAACGAUUUUGGUGGCCUAACAUGUUGGACGAUGCAAAGAAGUACGUACAGACCUGUCAGGUCUGUCAGCGGGACAAGCCGCGGACUCAAGCUCCGCUUGGGUUACUCAAGCCUCUACCCAUUCCUGCUGGCCCAGGGCAGAGUAUCUCCAUGGACUUCAUGGACACUCUCGUGACCAGCAAGAAUGACAAGAGGCACAUCUUCGUCAUAGUGGAUAGGUUCACUAAGUACGCUAGACUAAUCGCUAUGCCAGAGACUGCCAGGACUGAGCACGUCAACAAGUUGUUCAUGGGCAGCUGCGUGCGUGACUUUGGACUUCGAAAAACGAUCGUCAGUGACAGAGAUGUACGUUUCACAAGCGAGAUGUGGAAGAAGGCCGCUGAACAGAUGGGCAGCCAUCUUCAGAUGACUUCUUGGAAUCAUCCCGAAGCAAAUGGGCAGGCUGAACAGAUGAACCGAGUGGUGCAGCAUCUGCUGAGGCAUUACAUCAAGCCCAACCAGGAUGACUGGGAUGAGAAAUUACCUCUCAUCGCCAGCGUGUACAACAAUGUUGUACACAGCACCACCGACGUCAGUCCUAAUCAACUGCAUCUGGGGUGGAAGCCUAGAUCUGCUCUAGACUUCCUCCUGCCUGAAAACCGACCUGUUGCAACUCCUGGAACCAUCAAAUUUGGUGUCCAGUAUGAGAAAUUGUUGCAGCAGACUGUUGAACAUAUCAAGAAAUCUCAGGAAGCUAUGAUUGUUUCUGAGAACAAACGUCGCCGACAGUCCACAUUUCAGAACAACAUGUUGUCCCUGCACGCGCAUGUAGACAGCAGGAUGGACUUCAUGCAGAGCACUUUGGACCAGAUCCUGGAUGCAUUGACAAAGCUAGGAUUCCGACCACCAGCACAAUCGCUGUUGCCGUUAACGGCGAUGUUAGGCCCCUUUCCCGUACAAGUUGGCACCCAGCCAAGUGGUACGUCUGCAGCAGUCUCACAAACUGUUGCAUCUUCUUCUUCGGGUCCACUGGUGAUUGCUGCAUCACCACAACAACCUGUUCACCAACCUGGACAGUCGCAAGGUCAAUGGUACCCCAAGACCCCAAUGAAACCGCCUCUUGCCUUCUCAGGCGAGAGAAAGGACGAGGAACUCAGCACAUGGUUGAGGACGGUCCCGGUUUGGGUGAAGGCCAAAAGGACCUUGCCAGAGGAUGAGGUGGUAACUGCGGCAUCUUACCUAGAGGGUAAAGCAGCCAAAUGGCUAGAUGGGGUGGUUGUGAAAGCCGGGUACGGGCGACGCAUGGCGGACUGGGCCAAGUCUUUGACUCUAGACCAGUUCAUGGAAAUGGUAGAAGCUCGAUGGCAUAACCCACAGGAGGCGCAAAGGGCCACUGAUGCCAUGAAUAAACUUGACCAACGCAAGUUCUGGUCAGUCAGAGAGCUUACGACUACCGUUGAGGGCCUGAUCCUCGUCCCGGGCAUCAACUAUAGUGACCAGUUCCUGUUAACAACUUUCAUUAGAUGUCUUCCAGAGAACAUCAGGAACUUGCUGGUCAGUGAGGCACGCACCGAGUACCACACGUUUGAGACAUUGUCUAGGAAAGCCUUAGACUUAGAGGCCAACCUAGGCAAUGCUCAACCCACCUCAGGGAACGACUCAAAGAAGAAGAAGAGUCCCCAGGAGUGGAAAAAGAAGGGAGCAAAGUUGAUGAUGGUUGAGUCCGAUGAGACUCAAACUGAGAUCGACGAACUCUCUGACCUGGUGGACUACUCAGAGUAUGACGGCGAGGAGGUAGCUGAGGGUAGCACCCUCGCCGCGGUUGUAAGGACUAAGGCAGAUGCCCGAGGGAAGGGCCAGCCUAGGGGUCAAGGGAAGGCCGCCUCCAAUCAGACCAAACAGGCUGAGUGGACUAAGGCAGGUCUUGAUCAAGACGUGUGGAGUGACCGCCGAUUGCAUAAGUUUGUCGUAGUCUAUCUAGACAACAUUCUGAUCUUUAGUAAGUCUGCCGAGGAGCACGCACAGCAUGUUGAGACAGUUCUCUCGCUCCUACGACAACACAAGUAUAAGGUCAACUUAGAGAAGUGUGAGUUCGGUCGCACAAAAAUUUUAUACUUGGGUCAUGAAGUAUCCGCGGAGGGAAUCAGGCCGGAAGAUGCGAAGGUGGCUAGUAUUCGAGACUGGCCACGACCUCAGACAGUCACUGAGGUCAGAUCAUUCUUAGGAAUGUGCGGCUACUAUAGGAACGUCGUAAAGAACUAUUCUACAGUCGCCUCUCCUUUGACUGAUCUAACUCGACUUGACACACCGUGGGACUGGAGUGAUGAGUGCGAGGGUGCUUUCAAGAGAUUGAAGCAUGCACUCAUGAAUCAUGAAGUUCUCAUGGUUCCCGAUCUGCAGAAGCCAUUCAUAGUGACCACUGACGCAAGCCAAUACGGCAUUGGCGCAGUGCUGGCUCAGCAGGAUUGGAAGAAGUUGAGGCCGAUUGAGUACAUGAGCAAGAAAAUGCCAUCGAAGAAACUGGCGAAGUCCACCUAUGAGAGGGAACUCUAUGCUCUAUAUAAAGCUCUUGUCCAUUGGAGACACUUCCUACUGGGAAGGUUCUUCUACUUGAGGACUGAUCAUCAAACCCUCAAAUGGAUCAAGACUCAACCAGCUCUUUCCGAUGCACUUAAGCGAUGGAUUGAGGUCAUAGACCAAUAUCACUUCAAACUUGAGUAUCUGAAGGGAGAGUACAAUAAGGUUGCAGAUGCACUAUCCCGUAGAGCGGACUACCUAGGUGCGCUAGUUUCUGAAUUUGGCGUAUCUAAUGAAGUAACUCAAUCAUUGGUGGGAGCCUAUCAGGAAGACCCUAUCACGAUGGACAUCAUCCGCAAACUUCAGGCGAAAGACAAGGCCACAGAAAGUGAGUUUGUGAUGGUGGAUGGGCUAAUCUAUCUUGAUAAGGCCGGAGUAAAGAGAUUGGUAGUUCCAUCUAGUGAACAGUUGCGUAGUUUAUUUUUAGGAGAAUGUCAUGAUGCAACUGGGCACUUUGGCUACAAGAAGACGAGUGCUAACUUAGUACAGCGAUUUUGGUGGCCCAGAAUGUUAGAUGACGCAAAGAAGUAUGUUGAGACCUGUCAGCACUUGCUGAGGCACUACAUCAAGCCCAGCCAGGAUGACUGGGAUGAGCAGCUACCUCUCAUCGCCAGCUUGUACAACAAUGCUAUACAUAGUAGUACCGGCGUUAGUCCUAACCAGCUGCACUUAGGAUGGAAGCCUAGAUCAGCACUAGACUUCCUCCUACCUGAAAACCGGCCUGCUGCAACUCCAGGCACACUUGAAUACAGUGUGCAAUAUGAGAAGUUGCUUCAAGAGGCUAUUGAACAUAUGAAGAAGGCUCAGCAAGCCAUGAUAGCUUCUGAGAAUCCACAUCGCAGACAGUCCACAUUUCAGGUAGGGGAACAUGUCUGGGUCAAGGCUAGUGAGUUAGGACAGGAAUUCGGGAUAUCUCGCAAACUAAUGCCUCAGUACUUUGGUCCCUGGGAAGUCUUGGAUGUAGUGGGAGAUGAGUUAGAUGGUCCCACAUAUGUCAUUCGUGUCCCUGGACACUUACGCACUCACCCAGUCUUUCAUGCCUCAAAGCUUGCACCUUUCGCUGAUACUGAUCAAUUCCCUUCCAGGAGAUCGAUGCUGCCCCCAACCAUGGAUGGACAAGUCGACAUCGACGAUAUUGUGGAUCACAGGGAUAUGCCUGUUCCGAAGCCGCUGGGUCAAGGAAGACAUCCUAAACCCAAGACGGAGUACCGGAUCAGAUUCAGGCAUCAUACGGAUCCGAAAGAAGAUCGGUGGUUUACCCGGGAGGAAGUGAUGGAAACAGCUCCUCAUGUGGUGGCAGAUUAUGAACGAAAGUUAAAAGGGAAGGCACCUGCGAAGUAAGCAUCUCAGCGGACUUUCGAAGCUAAGGGGGAUGGAAUGUGAGGAUUGAGCCCUCAAGUAGGGGCCUUGCCAUGAUGUACAUGUUAUGGGCUAAGGCCCCAGCAAGCCUAGUGCCCGCCCUAAGUGAAGGYGGGCCWGCAAAUCAACAAGAGYCCUCUAUGCCAACAUUUCACGAAGUGGGGUCUAUAUAGUUGCAGCACGCCAGUUGGUUGGAGUGCACCGAGUCU
Chara braunii is the source of this 6926-nucleotide messenger RNA. The record is from the annotation of a GenBank genome assembly. NCBI's taxonomy places the organism in Eukaryota, Viridiplantae, Streptophyta, Charophyceae, Charales, Characeae.